Molecule: messenger RNA, 5897 nt
Organism: Hemibagrus wyckioides
Lineage: Eukaryota; Metazoa; Chordata; Actinopteri; Siluriformes; Bagridae
Gene: med1
Product: mediator complex subunit 1
Exons: 16
Coding region: 15-5381 (1788 amino acids)
Biological process (GO): cellular response to thyroid hormone stimulus; regulation of transcription by RNA polymerase II
Cellular component (GO): mediator complex
Molecular function (GO): nuclear thyroid hormone receptor binding; nuclear retinoic acid receptor binding; nuclear vitamin D receptor binding
Source: RefSeq, a predicted model, not a curated record
AACGCGACGCUUUAAUGGGGAAGAUGGCGGCGGCGGCGGCGGCGCUACGAAGCAGCAGUCCCGCAAGAGAACCUGCAUUGGACCGGGUCAAAGUAGAGGAAGGCACCGAAGCAGAGAAGCAGAGUCGUGUUUCUGCUUUGCUGGAGAGGCUGCACGCCAAACACAACGCCUCACGGCCAUGGCAGGAAACCAGCAAAGUCGUCCGCACAGCCAUGGAAAAGCGUGGUGUGAUGAACUCGGCAGGUCACCAGCUCCUGCUCAACUGUUUAGAGACGCUUCAAAGGGCACUUAAAGUGACCUCACUGGCAUCUAUGACCGAUCGCCUGGAGUCCAUCGCCCGUCAGAAUAUGUUGGGGUCACACCUGAGUCCUUCAGAAACAGAGUGCUACAUCACCUCUGACAUGUUCUAUGUAGAAGUGCAGCUGGACACCAUAGGCCAACUGAUCGAUGUCAAAGUGGCUCAUCAUGGAGAAAACCCUGCGAGCUGUCCGGAGCUCAUACAACAUCUGAGAGAGAAAAACUUUGAGGAAUUCUCCAAACACCUGAAGGGUCUCGUGAACCUGUACAAGCUUCCAGGAGACAACAAACUGAAGACUAAAAUGUAUCUGGCCCUGCAGUCCCUGGAGCUGGACCUUACUAAAAUGAUGCACAUGUUCAGGAUAGCCACAAAGGCUAACACGGUAGAGACGAUCCUGCACGGCAGUGUCGGUCUGCUGACCUCAAGGAGUGGUGGCCAUCUUAUGUCCCUGCAGUGCUACGUCUCGCCUUACGACACUUUUGAGGAGGGAACCGGCGCUCAGCUUAACUAUACCGACACAACCAUCCCUCGUUCUCUGGGGGUGGCCGUGUCCGUGACAGUGGAGGGAACAUCAACUGUCUACAAACUUCCCAUCGCGCCUCUCAUCACUGGAUCUCAUCCGGUGGAUAACAAAGGGACUCCAACAUUUUCUCCUGCGUCAAACUCUAACUGUGUAGACCUGCCAGCAUGUUUCUUCUUGAAGAUGAAGAAACCCAUGCCCUUUUCCCUGUCCUUCAUUCACAAAAUGGGCAGUGUUACAGGUAUCCCAGUGUUUGAAUCAGUUCCUGCCUUGUCCCCAUUAUAUGACCUCAUCAUCAAAAGCCAGUCCAGUGAAGAAGAUGGCAGCACCACUCCAACAUCGGCCCGGUUCAUGAGAUUUUACGCAUCUCUGCCAGGACAGCAGCAUUGCUAUUUUCUGAAUGGAGAUGCCCCAGUACAGGAUGGGAAAUCUCUGCAGGGGUCACUGGUCUCCAAAAUCCCCUUUCGACAUCCUGCUCAUGUGCCUGCUCUGCUGGACAUCAUAAGACACCAAGCAGCUUAUAACACUCUGAUUGGCAGCUGCGUAAAAAAAACCUACAUAAAGGAAGAUACUCCUGGUCUACUGCAGUUUGAGGUCUGUCCACUGACGGACUCUAGCUUCAGUGUGUCCUUCCAGCAUCCUGUGAAUGAGUCCCUCGUUUGUGUUGUAAUGGAGGUAAUCGACUCACGGCAGGUAUCGUGUAAGCUGUAUAAGGGUUUGUCUGAUGCUUUGAUUUGCACAGAUGAAUUCAUUACCAAGGUGGUUCAGCGAUGCAUGUCCAUCCCUGUGACAAUGCGAGCUAUCCGUCGCAAGGCAGAGACGAUCCAGGCAGACACCCCAGCCUUGUCCCUAAUAGCAGAAACUGUGGAGACUAUGGUGAAAAAGACCCUUCCACCCACAGGUAGCCCUGGGUACAUGGGUAUGGGCACAGUACCUGAUGGGAGCAACACUGUGGGCCUGCCUGGUGUAGGGGGUGCUACUACACCUACAGGAGGUGGUAGUGCUGGGAAUUUGGCUGCAAGUGGGCCAUUCCAAGGCCCAAUGAGCUCCCUUUUCAACAUGAACCACCAAGGUAGUUCAGUUGUGGACACCAUGGGUCAGAUAGGAAGUCAGCAGCAGCAGCAGCUUCCACCCCAGCAUAGCCAUGGUUCAGAUGAUUUUAGCAAGGUGACUCAGAACCCUAUACUCACAAGUCUUCUCAAGAUUACAGGAAGUGUAGAGCCUAGUCCCACUCCCCAGGGAUCUACCGGCUCACAGCCACACCAGACACCACCACCAACCACGUCACCUGCUAGCAAUACCAAAAAUCAUCCCAUGCUGAUGAACCUGUUGAAAGACAACCCCUCACAGGACUUUGCUGUCCUGUAUGGUAGCAGCCCUCUGGAGAGACAAAACUCUUCUGGUUCGCCUCGCACAGACAGCCAAGGACAGCCAUGUCCUGGAGGCGGCACCAAAGGCAAGAAGAAGCGACCAAGGGGCACUGAUAAGGGCCUGAUGGGAACAGGGGGAGGGAUGGGAAUGAAACAGCAGUCUCAACACCAGCAAAUGGGAAGCAUAAGUCAGCAGCACCAUCACACCCACACCCCCACUGAAGAUGAUUUCCACCGUGAGCUUUUUUCCAUGGAUGUUGAUGCCUCUCAGAAUCCCAUCUUUGAUGUCAAUCUUCCAGGUGAUGGGUUGGACACUCCACACAGUAUUACCCCAGCUCCAAGCCAGUGUGGGACUCCACCAUCAGGCCCUGGAAUGUCAUACCACCCACAGUCACAUGUCCAGUCUCAGACGCAAGCUCAGACACAACCGCCGGGAUCUAUACCUCGCAUGGUGCGCCUCUCUAGCUCUGAAAGUAUUGGUCCUGACAUUAAUGACAUUCUGUCUGAUAUUCCUGAUCCAGCUACAAAAGGGUGCGGAGGCAGCCAUGGGCAGCAUCACAUGGGUGGGGAAGAAGGGGGUUCCUUAGACACUCCACUAAGGGAUUCCUCUAGCUCAGGUCAGGGUAGUGCAGUAUUUGAGGCUGAUUUGUUUAACACCAACAGCAAUGAAAACACCUACACUGAUCCAGUGGAUUUAAUUGCAGAGGCUGCUACUGCAGCUACUCCAAAUAGUGAUGCUUCUUCGAGUAAUUUCUUUCCAGAUACAGACUUCAACCCUGAGUUGCUGCCUGGUCAGGGAACCUUCUCACAUGCAAGUUACUUUGAUGACAGUUCACCCAGUCCAGAGCCAGAUCUUGACCUUGUGAAGAGCUUCAGUGGGGGAAGUCAGCAGAACACACCUUCAGGUACCCCACAGAAUCCAACUUCACAUGGCCGUAGCACACCAGAUGCCACCCUAAAGGACGCUUUUGAUGUUAGCAUGGUUUUUAGUGGGAACAGUGGAGGAGGAAAACCUUUGCUAGGCCCAGGGCCAGAUUUGGGCGAUUCACAUUCUCAUGUAGGUGGUGGACAGAGUCCACUCACAUUGAGCAUGGCAGGACUUAGCAGUGACUUUAAAAGUAGCGAAGUAAAGGUCAAACAGCAGCAGAUGAGGCCAAAGGAAGAUAAUGGAGUAGGUAACUCUGGAAUGGUGAUAGGAGGAACAGGCUCUGCAGAAGGAAAACAGAUGAAGCGUAGUCGCACACCUUCUAGUGAGGGAAAAUCGAAAGACAAACCACCCAAGCGUAAAAAGCUUGAUCCAGAAGGCAAGUCUCCCUCUCACAGUUCUGGGGGUCGGCCCUAUACCCCUCCAAGUGGGAGUGCCAGUUCUGGAGGUUCAAUGAGUGGAGGUGGAUCCAAAUCCCCAGGCAGCUCAGGUCGUUCUCAGACCCCACCAGGAGGUGCCACCCCACCUAUACCUAAAAUCACAAUACAAAUCCCUAAAACCUUAACAGGGGGAAAAACAUCUUCUCAUGGAGGUUAUACAUCAAGUAGUUCAGCAAGUGGAAGUACUGGUGGUGCCAGUGGCACGAGCAGCAGCAAAAGCCACCAUUCCCACUCAUCUUCAUCUUCAGGAAAAAUGAAGACGAGCAAGAUGGAAGGUUCCAUGGGACAAGGUAACAGUUCUAAGCCACCAAGUACAGGAGGAAGUGGGAGUGGCAUGCCACCUCAGUCCAAAAGCUCUUCGCUUGGCAUGGGUGCUGGCAAACCAGGCUCUUCUCCGAUUACCAAGCAUGGUAUGUCAGGUUCAGGUAGUAGUGGCAGCAGUGGAGCAGUUAGUGGGAAUAAAAUGAGGCCCCAAGGAGGCAAACCACCUGGAUCACUAAUAAACCCUAGCAUUAAGCCUAACAUUUCUCCUUCACACUCUCGGUCUGGAAGUUCGGACAAACUUUCCUCUCCAAUGAAGCUUCAGCAAGGUCAAGUUCCAGGAACCCCACCAUCUUCAAAAGCAAAGUCACCGAUUGGUUCUGGUAGUGGGAGUUCAGGGGGGUCAAAGUCCUCUUCUGGUGGUGGGAUGAGUUCCCAGAAACAGUUAGGAAGUGGUUCUUCCUCUGGUUCUUCCUCCUCUUCUACUUCAUUUGCUGGCUCUUCCUCUGGCUCCAUGUCAUUUUCCUCUGGUGGUCAAUCGCAGUAUGGAGGAAGUGGGGGUGGUGGUGGCGGAGGAGGAGGUGGAAGUGGUGGAGGAGGUGGGGGGAACAAUCCUAAUGCCAAGGGAAAGUCCCCUAGCCGAAACAAAAAGCCUUCCCUUACAGCAGUCAUAGACAAGUUGAAGAGUGUUGGUAGUGGUGGUAUUGGUGGGGAGGAGUGUGAAGGAGGUGGAGAAGGUGGUGGUCCUGGCAGCAAUACAGGUAGUGGGGGUGGGGGGUUACCUCCAAAUGUUGGUCCUCCAAAGCGAGAAAAGGUUGAAAAAGAAGGAAAAUCCAAAGGAUCUCUUUCAUCAGGAAACUCUGGUGAAAAAAAGAUGAUGGACCCAAAAAACAGUGGAGUGAGCAGCACUGGUGUGGCUAAGAUUAUCAUAAGCAAACCUGACGGAGGUUCUCCAAGCAUCAAGUCCAAAGUAACUCUCCAGAAACCUGGUGACGGAUCCGCAGAAGGUUCCAUGCGCCCACAGCAUUCAGGCUUGAAAGCAUCACCUCUUUUUAGUGGCUCAACACCAAAGCAUGACCGCAGUUCCCCAAGCCACAGCCGCUCACCUGGAUAUACACCUCUGUUCCCAGACAGUGAGAGCGAGUCAGGUAGCAGUUCAGUGGCCGAGAAAUCCCAUCAGAACAGCCCCAGCUCUGAUGAUGAUCAGAGCAUGAGGCCAUUACAACCACACCAGGACUACAUGUCGGUCAGCCUCGGAGAGAAACACAAGAAGCACAAAAAAGAAAAGAAAAAGCAGAAAGAAAGAGAGCGGGACAGGGACCGAGAACGAGACAGGGACAGGGAUCGAGACAAGGAGAAGAAGAAAUCCGUAAUGUCUUGUGGUCCCCCUUCACUCCCGAUGAAGGCAGAAAGCUGGUCCAGGUCUCCUCUGUCUUCCUCAGAACCCCCUAUGUCAUUGCUCAGCUCUGAGCGUGCCUCAAGACCAAGUCCUGUGUACAUGCACACCGAGGAUGACGACCUGAUGGACUCUGCUCUAACGGGCUCUAACUUAGAACCGUUCAAAUAGAAAUUAUUCCACGGGUAUAUUUUGCGCAUGGUAUUUUCGCACCUCUAUGAAGGUUCUGUCAUUUUAAAUGUUUAAACAUUAUGAUCAUUCUUUUUAAACUAUACAAUUUUAUAAUGAUACCGUAAAGAAAAGAGUGAGUCCAGACCUUUGAGUAAUAGGAUGGUGUAUGCAUUAUGUUUUGUAUGUCACAUAUGUCACAAUACAGGUGAUGGACAUAUAUAUACUGAAGAUCACUGUUGAUAAACCUGUCUAAAAGAAUCUAAAUUAUUUGUAAUAACUCAUUGUAGGUUUCAUGUUUUUAUGUUUAAAAACAGUGCUGUAUUUUUAAAAGAUUCCAUUGAAGCACACAUUGUAAAAACCAUGUCUUUUAUAAGCGUUAUUUUCUUGAAACAUUAGAAUACAUUCUUCAUUUUGUCAUGUACUUUUAGGCUUUGCAGAGGAGGAUUAGCAUUUCCUCCUUCAUAUGUAAAUACACAGGUCAUUACACAUGGUUGAAAUAAACUUUAAUUUUAAGUA